Molecule: messenger RNA, 1098 nt
Organism: Procambarus clarkii (red swamp crayfish)
Lineage: Eukaryota; Metazoa; Arthropoda; Malacostraca; Decapoda; Cambaridae
Source: RefSeq, a predicted model, not a curated record
AUGGCCACCCUCCCAUGGCCACCCGCCCAUGGCCACCCGCCCAUGGCCACCCUCCCGUGGCCACCCGCCCAUGGCCACCCGCCCAUGGCCACCCGCCCAUGGCCACCUGCUCAUGGCCACCCUCCCAUGGCCACCCGCCCAUGGCCACCCGCCCAUGGCCAGCCACCCAUGGCCACCCGCCCAUGGCCAGCCACCCAUGGCCACCCGCCCAUGGCCAGCCACCCAUGGCCACCCGCCCACAUAAAGAGUGCUGGUAAAGAUCAGACUGCUUCCCCACACCACCGCUGUGGAUCACAGAGCGCCCCCCACCACCGCUGUGGAUCACAGAGCGCCCCCCACCACCGCUGUGGAUCACUGAGCGCCCCCCACCACCGCUGUGGAUCACAGAACGCCCCCCACCACCGCUGUGGAUCACAGAGCGCCCCCACCACCGCUGUGGAUCACAGAGCGCCCCCCACCACCGCUGUGGAUCACAGAGCGCCCCCCACCACCGCUGUGGAUCACACGGCGCGCCCCCCACCACCGCUGUGGAUCACAGAGCGCCCUCCACCACCGCUGUGGAUCACACGGCGCGCCCCCACCACCGCUGUGGAUCACAGAGCGCCCCCCACCACCGCUGUGGAUCACACGGCGCCCCCCACCACCGCUGUGGAUCACAGAGCGCCCCCACCACCGCUGUGGAUCACAGAGCGCCCCCCACCACCGCUGUGGAUCACAGAGCGCCCCCACCACCGCUGUGGAUCACGAGCGCCCCCCACCACCGCUGUGGAUCACAGAGCGCCCCCCACCACCGCUGUGGAUCACAGAGCGCCCCCCACCACCGCUGUGGAUCACAGAACGCCCCCACCACCGCUGUGGAUCACAGAGCGCCCCCCACCACCGCUGUGGAUCACAGAGCGCGCCCCCACCACCGCUGUGGAUCACAGAACGCCCCCACCACCGCUGUGGAUCACACGGGGCCCCUCACCACCGCUGUGGAUCACAGAGCGCCCCCACCACCGCUGUGGAUCACAGAACGCCCCCACCACCGCUGUGGAUCACACGGGGCCCCUCACCACAUCAGUUCAACGGUUCUAUCCGGCUCUUGUCUCUCUCUGA